This is a messenger RNA of Triticum turgidum subsp. durum (durum wheat), 354 nucleotides long. The record is from the annotation of a GenBank genome assembly. NCBI's taxonomy places the organism in Eukaryota, Viridiplantae, Streptophyta, Magnoliopsida, Poales, Poaceae.
AUGAUAUACCUAAGUGUUGGUCUAUACUUUAAUGCACCUGUGUUCACGCAUGGCCAGCUUUAUGUAGCAGUGUCGCGUGUGACCUCAAAAAAGGCUUUGAAAAUCCUGAUUGAACAUGAAGAUGGUACUACUGAUUCUCAGACCAGGAACACUGUGUUUCAUGGCAAGCACCAUUUUGUUGGUUCCUGCCUUGCCAAUGUCUACAGCAAUGUGUGCGGCCUUUGUCUCAUCUGUGGCAUUACCGUGGGGCGUGGGGCGACUCAUAAUGGGCCUAUCAAGCAUACUGACCUUGUGAUGAUAGAUAAAGAGGUUGAUGUCAGUGCCAUUCAGAUAAAUAUAUUUUUAGCCCUUUGA